Rhipicephalus sanguineus (brown dog tick) is the source of this 10952-nucleotide messenger RNA. Its product is annotated as pleckstrin homology-like domain family B member 1. The record is from RefSeq and is a predicted model, not a curated record. NCBI's taxonomy places the organism in Eukaryota, Metazoa, Arthropoda, Arachnida, Ixodida, Ixodidae. Gene Ontology annotation, molecular function: protein binding. Bases 407 to 4153 code for a protein of 1248 amino acids. The transcript is spliced from 22 exons.
UGUCGGAGGAGGCCAGUGUCGGUCGGCCGCAUGUGUUCCUUGUUUGUGUGGCUCGCUCGCGCGUAGGAUAUUUUUUUCCAGCGUGCUUUCGUCGUGCUUUUUGGCUGCGUCUGCCUUUAGAGCGUCUGGUGCUGCAUUGCAUGAGUGUGCGUGUGUGUUCCUAUUUCCCCCGCGUCUGUGCUGCGGUCGAAACGGCACCGCCGAACCAUCGCCCGGAUACUCCGAAGCGCCCGUGCCUGUGCUCGCCGCAAGACCUCACGUUCUGCUCUUUUCUACUGUUGCACCUACGACUUCUGAGGCAUUAGGGUGCUUACUUUUAUGGAAUAGCUCAUAUCAACGCCUGGAUGCACAAUUAAGAUGUCCCUGAGGCUACUAUGUUGCUGACGUCAUCCGAACUCUUUUGACGAUGGCGUCUGUGAGAUUGCUCAAUUCUUCGGACCUCUACAGCUCACCGAUUCACCUUAACGGCAGCUACCACGGCACCGGCUCCAACGAACGCUCGAGAACGCCCAAGAAUGGCCUGGAGGUGAUCGAGACGAGCCACUCUGUCCGGCUGCAGCAGGAGAAGCCGCACCUGGUGAGCCUUGGCGGGGGAAGGCUCAGCACGUCCGUCACCAUACACCCGCUGCCCGAAGGAAAGACAAGAAUAGGAAGGAAUGAUGCUGCCAUGCCACAGGACAUUGUGGUCCAGGGUCCAGCUGUUGAGGCUGAACACUGUUACAUCCAGAACGAGUCUGGGAAGGUUACCCUGCAUCCCCUGGGGAACAUGAUAUCCAUUGAUGGAAUGGCCGUUACUGAGCCAUCGAGGCUACAUCAGGUUGUUCCAUGUUUCUGUUCCACGUCUCCGAAUGAGGAAGACAACUGCUGCAUGAUUUGCAUCGGAAGGUCAAACUUUUUUCGCUUCAACAAUCCUGAAGAAGCCGAGAAUCUGAAGAAAGACACUCUCCCAAAUGCGAGGCUACCACCCAUAUCUAAUAGCUUUCGUCCAGUAACGGAACCCCCUGGCCGUUUUAUGAACAAUCCUGGUGGGCCUUCCCCAGCUUCCUUCGACAUAGACAACAGCGUUGAUUUUGUCGAGAAGGUUUCAAAAUUUGAAUUUCUUGCCCACAACCGUUCGCCGCCAGUUGCCUCGUCCGAGAGUCCUCGCUGGUUUGUUCGGGAUGGGAUCAGGGUGUCACCAUCGCCUCCUUCGCGAGUUUGCGAGCAGUCACCUUCCCUACGGGGCCCUUCGAGCAAGCCAGCUCCUCGCUUCACCCCAACACCUCCGUUAUCCUCAUCACCAAAGUCACCAAAGUCGCCACGGGUGAGCGCGUUGUCUGGCCGGGCGAGCCCCUUGGUGGCCGGUGGCCGCUGCACCCCCACGUCUCCACGCCUGGGCCACCGAGUGGCCAGCCACGAGGACAUACGAGCCUGCGAGGUGGAGUUGGCUCAACAGCACCGCAGGGCAGUAGCCGAGCGCUUGCGAGACCAGGAGCAGGAGCGCCAGGAGCGCCAGCGCCUCGAGGAGAUCCUCUCGCUCUGUGCCGAGUACGAGCGCAAAGUGCACGCCUCGGGAGCCAAGGACAAGAAGCUGCAGAGAAGCCCCCCCUCCUCAGACUCCGGUACCGAGGACGUCACCUCGCCACCGGGCUCUGGAAGUGAGUCUUCUUCAGCUCCCGACGACACCAGCAAAACGUCCGAGUCCUCCAGUGGGAGCGGCGUCUCGGCCGAAGACGACAAGCCGGGGCUACAGCGCAACGACACGGUCAUUCGUCGGCCCAGCGGCAAGCAGCUGCCCGAGCGCCCCGAUGUCGUCAAGCCAGUCCCGGUUCUGGCCACGAGGCCAGUUCCCGCCCCGCGGUCUCAGAGCAGCUUGUCGGAAGCAAUGCCCAAGUCGCCGGAGAGCAAAGCGCCGCCACCACCACCUCCUCCUCCUCCCACGGAAGAAGUGGUAACGGUGGGAGCAGUGGCCAUUUCUGGGACGGGCACAUCUCCUCCGGUGCCGGCACUGGUCCAUCACCAGAACCGUAUCAAGACCAAUGGCUCGCUAGCUCCCACCGAAGUGGACGGCAAGAGGGUCAACCGCAUGCUGGUGGAUGGGAAUGUCUUGUCGGACGGGAUGCUUUCCGUUGCCCCCAAGAAAGUGAAUGUCACCUCAUCGGAGGAUGAACUGUCGAACAUCCUUGGUGGAGGAGGGCCAAGGGUUCUGUCCAACCACGCAGGCUCCGGCUUGUCAAGCCCGCGAUCCGACGGCAUCACCUUGGCUAGCGAGAAGACGCCAGUGCCUGUGCUGGCCUAUCCACAGAGUCCACGCACCCGAAUUCGCACCGUGGCGACGCUGGAACGUUCACCCGAAGUCUUUGAGAAUCCCCUUGCCUGGAAAGAGCUGGCUUCAGCUCAUGGCGGGAAGGCCCUGACGCCUCCCGCUACCAUAGGACCUCCGAUCCUGGAUGACAUACCUGUGCUCAAGGACCUGCCACAGCAGCACUCACUUCCAAGGAAGCUGCCUGAGCGGGGGGGUUCCCUCAACAUCCGCAAGGCUGUGGAGGAGUCCAGAGUUCCACUUCGGAGGGUAAGGUCAAGCUCUGACGACAUUGGUCUGUUGAAGAGGCAGCGUGAGGACUCGUUCCAGCAAAUAGCAAAGCUCAAGAAAGAUUUGUUUGCUCUAGAAGCACGGUCUAAUGAAGGGAUGAGAGAGUUGGAGCUGGAACAUGCACUGCUAACGGGUGAGCUGACCGAUGCACAAGCUUGUCAGAAGUCAGACUUUGCAAUCCUAGAAGAGAUCCAGGAGGAAGAGAGACGACUCAGUCAGCAGGCAGACCUGGAUCGUGAACAGGAGCAGUUGCAGCUGGAGGUGUCGCGUGGCCGCAUCGAGCAGUGGGAGCAGCUCACUCGGGAGCUGCGCGAGGUGCUCGAGGAGGCCGGGUCCCUGUCCCGUCGGCCUGAGCUGGAGGAGCGCUACCGGCGUGAGCUCGAGGGGCUCGAUGGUGAAAGGAGGGCCUUCGAGGACCUCGAGUUCCGCCAGCUCGAGCGGCAGGCGCGCCGUGAGGAAGAGCGCGAGGCCCUUGUGGCGCGCGCCGACCGCGUUCGCCAAAACCUGCGUGACCGGCAGUUGAGAAUUCGGGAGCUCUUGGAGCAGCAGAAGACAGUACAGAUGCAAAUCGAACAGGAACGGUCCAGUUCUGAGAUUGAGAAAAAGCUUGUGCAAACUCAGCUGCAGCAGGAACAACGGAGGCUGGAACUCCUGGACCAGCAGCUGAGGAAUGCUACUCGCACCCCCCAGCACAUCUCUUUGGAUUCAAGCGAUGACAGCAGCUCUUCUGAUACAGAAAUUGGCUCUACACUGAAAAUGGGGAGCCAGAGCCCGUGGAAUCAGAACCUCCUGCUCCAAGUCCCAGAUGCCACAGUGAACAGGCUCAGUGGCAAUGAGUCAAGCUUCACUGGCAUCGAGUCAGAAUCUUCGAGCAUCAUCAGCAGCAGUGAUCUUCCCAACGAAAGCGUGAGCAGCAGCAGCGACGACCGGAGCCGACCUACCAGCGAACACGUGACCCAGGGCAUCGCACAGGUGCAUCAACAUGAGCGCAACUUGCAGCUGAAUUCAGAGGACCGGUCAGGGUUGGUGUCUCGUUCAGGUGAUGACGCCAUCCAUCACGAGAUACGCCGACGAGAAAAACAGAAGGCUCAGAGGCCACUGACACGGUACCUGCCCGUGCGCGGCGCCGAGUGCGACCUGCGACAACAUGUGGAGUCUGCGGGUCACCAGGUGGAGCUGUGCCCACACGUGCAGCUCACAUCAUCAUCCUGCCGUGGCUACCUGCACAAGCUGGGUGGCAAGUGGCGCUCGUGGAAGAAGCGCUGGUUCGUCUUUGACCGCAAUCGGCGGGCCCUCAUGUACUUCAGCGACAAGACUGAAACCAAGCUGAAAGGUGGUGUGCCAUUUCAGGCCAUAGAAGAGGUCUAUGUGGACCACCUGCACUCUGUCAAGAGUCCAAACCCACGUGUGACGUUCUGUGUCAAGACAUAUGAACGCACCUUCCACCUAAUGGCACCCACAGCUGAGGCCAUGCGUAUAUGGGUUGAUGUCAUCUUCACUGGUGCCGAAGGCUACCUUGAAUUCCUCAGUGAGGCUGACAUCGCACCUGCCAGCCGCUCCAGGCACAAGUUCAAGGACUGAACAGCCUUGUUCACCUCAACGGCCUUGGCAGUGCCAAGGCCGGAGCUUCAAGGUUGUUGCAGGGUAGCAAGCAGAGGAGAUGCCUUGCCCAGUUAUCAUCUAUGACAACUGCAGCCAACGAAGUCCCAGGCUCCUUCUUCCUGGAGGGAAAAUGUGACAGCUAUCCCUUUUUGUACUCUGCAUGAUCAGCCUAAAGGGAGGCCUACGAACCACUCGAAUUUUGGCAAGGAACAAACCAACGGACAAGGUGCUGCAUGGUGGCAGUCGUGAGCAGGCGGAGGAAAACAGUGUUCGUUAUGCAGCAACAGUUGAGCAAACUAGUCUGGCAUCAUCAAAAGGAAAACCUGAGCGUUGAACUCAGUUCACCAACAGGAGCAUCUGUUGAUUGGGUGCAUGUAAGUUUCCCUCUUGUAUACAUCGUCUGUUAACAUCAUCGAUGUGAAUUUUCUGUCACGACACUUGGUGUAAUCUUUGAAAAUUGUCAUGUGCAUAUUUCUAUGUAAAUCAUUUUGUUUAAUGUGUGUGUCUUCCUUUAACUCUAAAUUGCUGUGUUUGUGACUCUGGGCAGUCCAUACCGGGUAUCAUUGAAUCAUCGUAAAGUUAUCAUGAAAGUGAAAGCUACGCCACAUUUUUUAGUUGUGCUUGGUCAAGCUGUGCAUCUUAUUCUUUUUCUUAUGUCAUCAAGCAGCUUUCCUUCCAUCUUGUGCCCAUGCGGACAAUGCAUUUUAUGAUAUAGCUCGCCAAGAUUCACAGUCUUUUAUGUUGCAUUGUAUAGCUUAGCCAAAUAUCAUUGUUCACUCUGCUCUCUUGUACAUAUGCUUAUGGCUUGGUGUGUGAAACUACUAUGUCACAGCUCUCAGGUUCGUUAUUUUGACUAGCUUCUCAUGCAUAUGAACAUAUCCAUUGGCCUUUCCUCGGUGAAAAUUUUUUUUUGUAAUUAUGUUGUGCUCCUCUGAUAAGAUGAACCUAUGAGCAUGCUGAACUAUACCGUCUGUUUGGUUUGUCCUUCUUUUACUUCGAAACAAAAUUAGAAAGCCUAAACUUCCAUGCUGGUGUCAUGACAAGCAAGUCUCCUAGUGACUGAGCAAAACAGCUGUGGUUGCUGGAGCGCAUUUUACUGGUAGAGCAUGGAUGGAAACAAAGUGGUACUCAUUGAAAAGAAAGCAAAAGUAGAAAAAAAUUCACCUUGACAGCAGGUGACACUACUAGUUGAAACCUUGACACUCUAAAGAGCAAGGGACAAAAGUACGCUGAGAAAAUUAAAAUGCUGUGUAUUUAACAAAUGAGUCACAGCCAAGAAGAGAUAAACAAGGCAGCUUGGAAGUGUAAGCACAUGAACUAGGAGCAGCAGGUGCUCAGUUCCUCUAAGUCUGGUUGCAUUCAUAUAGUAUGGGCAUGCUUGUUAGAGGCACUGAUCUUGUUAUUGAGACACUUUCCAGGAUGCCAAUCAUGAUUACAAUGAAGAAGUUAUCCCAAAAACAGCAAAUAUUAUAUGCCAUGCAUUUGACAUUGUACCAAGAUGUUCCAUGAUUUGGAUGACACAGUAAGACUCGAGGCAGUUCACCUACUCAAGUAAUCAAGUAAUGCAAUUCUGAUAACAACCCAAAGCAAUUGUAACCUUACAAAAUAACUCUGCAGAAAAAAAAUAGGCAAUUUUUCAGUGUAACACACCAGCUCCUAAUAUUGUGCCUGCUAGAAAUGUGCCACAGAUGUCUACAGGUGGCUGGGACAUUAGUAGCAGUAUAGUUGCACUAUGCUGAAACAUAAUAAUGGUUGUGUUGGAAUUGUUUCCUUCAAUAACAAAUUCAGUAGUCUAUUAGCAUUAAUCAUGCGGACACUAUCAGCAGGUGUUAUGCAUCACGGAUAAAAGGAAGUAACUUAAGGGGUUCCUUCACGCAUAGGCGUGCGCAGGGUUCCCCAUCAGGGGGUGCGAAGGUUCAUCGCAGCGCCCCCCACCCUACUAAGUUAAUGUAUGGGGCAGAUUUUGUGCCCCCCCCCCUUAUGUGACUAGAAGGGUCAAUGUACGGGGCAGAUUUUGCACCCCCUCCCUAUUAGGUGAUUAGGGGGGGCGGCCACUCCCCCCCCCCCCCCUGUGCGCACGCCUAUGCCUUCACGUUCACCUUGACGGGCUACAGCUGUGUAGUUCAGCAUGAUGUCAAAGUUUGGACUUUGUAUAAAGACAUGUAUAGUUUGUUGCCUUUUCAUAUUUCAUGCUUUUAUGAAUGCAGCAUUCAGCGCAGGUUGGAAGUAACCAUAUCUUAUACAUCAGAGACCUCCACUUUUUUUUUAGAUUCUUACAAUUUUACUUUUGGAUGUUGCAAAAUCUGCAUUCUAGAAAAGAAAACCUCUGCUUUGCUAUGUUUAGACACUUUUUGAACUUGCUUCAUGUAUACCAGUUGUUUCAAGAAAUGUCUAAAAAUCCUGAAAAAUAAGGGAAAUGCAAUAUAUUUGCUUGCUGCCUUCACAAUUACUGUGUCUGUGGCAGUUGACAUCUUGUGAUGAGUAUACAUUAAUUACAGCAUUAAUUAUAUAAAUUAAGAAUGAUUAAUGUUUUAGUCAGACAUCAGAUCAAAUGGGAGAAUUUAAUGAGAUAACAUAGCACAAAUAAUAAAAUGACAAGGAACAUAAGGAAGGAGACAAAGACCAGCGCGCCCUUAUUGUUAUAUUAUUUUUGCUAAUUUAUCUCUACCAGUUAUGCUCGACCAAUCAGCCUGACAAUCAAUUCUUUUAGGGAGAAUUGAAGUCCUUCCUGUGAAGAGCCCAUUGUCACUUUGAGAUUUCUAAAUAGCAGCCACUGGUAAUUUUUCUGGAAUAAGUUUAACCAAAUUCACUGGCGAAACUGAAACCGAAGCGCCAAAGAGCGCCACUGCAAUACUCUAGCAGGUGCCCAGGAUGAUGACACUGUUUGCAACGAUUGCACUGAUGUUAAUUUCCUGAACCUACAUGCAGCAUGCAAGCUAUCGCGGCAAGUGCAGCUCACACACCUACAAAGCGAAGUGGAUUGAUAAUUGAUGUAACGAAGCUCGCUCAUUUGAGACGUCUCGGAAGAAUAUGGCAGUUGUGCUCUUUGGCAUUUCGGCUUCAGUUCUCCAGCAAAAUAGCUGAAUUUUAUCGCUCCGUAAAAAUUAUUAGUGACUGUUCUUUCUAAAUCUCAAAGCGGUAAUGGGCUUUUUGCAGAAAGUACUUCAGUGCUCACAUCUGGCCCGACUGUCUGUCUAUUCUAGUUAAACAGGUAAAUUUUAAUUUCUGCAAUUAUUGCCCUAAUUAAUGUCUCUAGUCAUCUUAAUAUGUCUGCCACCACAGAAAAAGUAAUGCCAAAGGUAGCGAUCAAAUAUUGCAGUUCCUUUACUUUGAGGAUUUUCGGAUAUAUUUCCAUUUCUUGAAACACCCUGUAUGCCAUACUGUCAUACAUAUUAUCACUUGUCAGCGGUCAUUGUAGUAUCAACAGCACAUUAUGCUAGUAUUGUGUUUGCUAAGAGGCAGGUAUCAUUUGUGUUAGUCUGAAGCACUGCUGCCUCUGUAUUUUAGCUUUUUCAAAACUGUGUUUAUUUUUUUUACUGUGGGCAUUGAUUGCCGCUUUUUUCAAUGCUUACAGUCGGAUAAGUUACCAUUUCUGCUUUGAAAAUGAGUCCAAAACCUGAAAAGCAUAGACCUUUACUUAUGUUGGCUUGUAUAUUCUGCACACUGUAAAGAGCUGCUUGCAUCUAAGUCAGAAGGAUGGCCUUAGAAAGGUUUUCCUGUAAUGUUUUGUUAUGCCGAAUAUGCUUAAUGAGCAGUCAUAAUGAAUCAUGACAUCAGUACCUCCAAAGAGCUAUUCAUCACAUUUUGUUAACAAAGCUGGCAAGCUUCAUAGUAUUCCAAUUUGUUUGCAUCUAGUAGUACGCUGCUAAUGCAAGGCUCGGUAAUGUAGUAUUGGAAUCAUGCAGUUUUCUAUCAUAUUAUCAUACUCUUGCUUUAUAUUCUUGGGCAUUACCCCUUAGUCGGAAAACCAAGGCAGCUGUGACACAUUAACAAAAAUACUCCCAAAACGAAGUUGCAAAUGGCAGUUUUUACGACACAUUGCACUUGCACGGCAAGGCCUCUGGAAUUUAUCCAGAGGUGCUGUAAGAGGGCAGUGUACUGACAGAUAGCUCAUAUAUCAUAUAAAAAAGAGCAUUUGCUGUGGUCACACACCAGUAGUGCCAGCCAUUGUAGCAGUCCUGCGCAAACAAAUCCUGAAGGAUGACAACGUUGCAAGGAGUUACAAGGCAUGCAAGGUCAGCCAAGUAACCUGCAAUAUUAUGCUAGUGACCUCAGUGUAUGGAAGCUGACCCUUAUUGCCACAGGUACCGUAAGCAGUAGCUAGGAAUAUUAAUUUGGUUCAAAAUUUUGGUACUAGCAUUGCAUACUGUGCAAUCACAACAUAUAAAAAUCAAUUGGUUACAAUGUGGUUCUUGUAAUGGUAACUGCCCAUUCACAGUUAACUCUCCUGGAGCAUGCACAAGGCAGCUUUUGUGUCUACAUGAAUAUUGCAGUGCUCAUACAAGCUUUGCAUUAUCUCGAGUUCAUGCGUUCAUACACUUUACUGCUCUUAAGAGCACAGCAAGUACCUCGUCCUUUUCAAAUAUUUGUUUAGGUUAUUAUAGUGAGGUACGAAUAAACCUAUAAAAAUAACAUCUGGUGCUGUAAUCAAUUGAAUGAGCAAGUUGGCAUUGAGCAAGCGCCCCCUUGAUGCCCACUGUAUACAUCUAAGUCAGAAAAGUGUACAGUACAUCUACCUUAUUUGUCCAUUAAUUGUGUUUAACCUUAGUCGGUGCUUUUUGUUUGUCCUUUUAAUCAUGAACGUCAGUUUGGCAAUUCUGUAGAUAGCUUUACAGUAUGGAAACUCAAAAACAGUGCUCCGUAUUCACUUACAUACAUAAUAUAGUUUUGCUUGCUUCAUUUGUAAAGCACUGUUAUGUCAACAUUUCUGGGUCCAGGCACUUGGCAUUGUUCUUGUGUAUAGUAUUGUGUAAUUCUUGUAUGUGUUCUUACCCAUUAAUCAGCCUCAAUGUUGAAUGCUGUGCUUUGAAAUCUUGGAAGCACAGCUGUUCCUUUAAACAAGGCAGAACACAUUUGAACUUGCAUGACUGAUAAAGGAAAGGGAAAAAAGCAGUGUAAGAAGGGCAUUCAUCUGUACCAGCCCACCUGACUGUCUUAAACGGACACAGCUUUGAGUACUUUUUAAUGCAAUGCAACACCAGAUAAAGUGCAUUUGUACAGCAUUGUACCUUGUUCUUUUCAUCUUAACAAAGCUUGUAGUGUGUUAUAUGUAUCCCCAUGUGAACUAUGUAAGAAACACACUUACAUUAAUGAUGUGAGUGGUCGGUUCAAUUGUGUGGUUUUGUGUUCACAACCUUCUUGCAUUGCCAUUCACUGAAAAACACUGGCAUUCCUUCAUCUUUUGUCUCUGGUCUUAUAUUGGAGUUUUAAACACUGUUUGAGCAGUGUAACAAACUGCACUGUCAUUGCAAAUGUAAAGCAGUUAAACAUGCAGCAGUUCAGUCACUGCAUCUACUCCUGUCUGGCUGAUCACAGUGUCAGAAAGCAGCAUAUGUGCCUUGAAGUCAUUCUUUUUUGUUUUUCCAAACAAUUUUGACUUGUGGUAAAACACUUCAGAUGGCUGUUAUGGCACUUCAUAAUUUUUUUAUUCACAGCGUCUUUCCUCAGAACCAAUAAGUUUAGACUGAAAGACUUCUCGACUUGUUUGCAAUGCAAGCAAAAUAUACACAGUUUUAUGUAUAAGGCACUUCUCUUGAGUGUUGGUACAGCGUUUUAAUGCAUCGCAACGUACGAAUGCUGCUUUGUGGCCAAAUCUGCCUCCGAAUGGAUCGUGCAAAGCAGUAAAGGAGACAUAUCUUUCUCUACUCUUACUACAGCAGCGUCCAAACUGCUUUGCGCAAUGGAAAGAAUUUGUAUGGUGUGCGGUAUUUGCACACGUGUUGUACCCAGGGAUCACAUAUACAUGCUUGUGUAAUGGUUCACCUUUGGGAUAUAAUCAAAGCCCACGCCUUGCGCAUUCCCUUGAGUUUGCAGUUUACACAGCACCAGUCCCCUUGGCAUGAAAAGGCAUUGAUUUGGCUGGUGCUUAUGGCAGAUUACAAACCUCUGUGAAUGAUAGCAAGGCACUUGGCUGAUAAUGAUCAUCAUAUCACAAUUCACCACUUGUCUACUGUAACAUUUUGAUAAUCAUAAAAGUGGCUGUUAAUAUUUGCGCUCCCUCUCAUGUGAGCUUUUCACUUUCUCGGAUGCAGAAAAACCUGCACGACAAUUAAGUAUACACAUGCUAACAUACCACUCUUAGUCUCUGUUCCUAAAUACACAGCAGUUCGGGUAAAUGCAGCAGGCUGAGGAAAAACGUGAACCGCUGAUGAACGAUUACCCACAUCUGCUGGCUAGCUCUGAAAUGUUGCAUCACGUGUAUGUAUAAUUGUUGUCUGCCCCUCGUGAACAGUAGGCGUUAGAGCAUGUUACACUGUUAAACAGUUGCUUAGAGCCACUCAGGUUUUAAGGUGACUGAAGGUGCCAUUGAUGCUGGACACUUUUUUUUUUUUUUUUAAGAACUCUCAAUCUAGCUAGCAAGUUGUGCUCACUUUUGGUUGUGUGCCAUUGCUCUUUUCAUUGUUAACUUCUAAAAGCUUUCAGCUUGUCACCAGCUGACGCAUAGUAGCUGAGCUUCCCUAUGUUUUUAUAUGCUUUUUUUUAUUUCACCUGUAGUGUGGUUGGCCACAUGUAUUUGUUUUGUAGUAGUGCUGCACAUGGAAAUAAAACUGAAAACCGA